This is a messenger RNA of Callorhinchus milii (elephant shark), 1656 nucleotides long. It is a transcript of the gene anxa4, whose product is annotated as annexin A4. Gene Ontology annotation, cellular component: cytoplasm. Gene Ontology annotation, molecular function: calcium-dependent phospholipid binding; calcium ion binding. Lineage: Eukaryota; Metazoa; Chordata; Chondrichthyes; Chimaeriformes; Callorhinchidae. The record is from RefSeq and is marked provisional.
AUUGAUAAUCUCCCUCUCCGAGUGUGAGAGCAACUUACAACAGCUUCACUCUGUCCUCCUCUAACCUCCUGUCAAACAGGAACCAACUUCACUCGGAAGAUCUUCGCGUAAAGAUAUCAUGGCCGCAGUGGGUUCCCGAGGCACCGUGAGAGAAUUCCCCUCCUUCAACGCUCAGGACGAUGCUGCCAAACUGAGGAAAGCCAUGAAAGGGAUCGGCACUGAUGAAGAUGCCAUCAUUGAGAUCCUGGCCAAUCGCACUGUCGCACAGAGGCAGCAGAUCCUUCAGAGCUUCAAGACUGCGUACGGCAGGGACCUGGUUUCAGACUUGAAGUCGGAGCUCUCCGGGAAUUUCGAGACCGUGGUUGUCGGAAUGAUGAUGACUCCUGCUCUGUAUGAUGCUCACCAGCUGAGAAACUCAAUCAAGGGCGCUGGCACGGACGAAGGCUGUUUGAUUGAAAUCCUGGCAUCAAGGAAGAACAGAGAGGUCCAGGAGGUUGUCGCUGUGUAUAAGAAAGAGUUUGGCAAGAGUCUUGAGGAUGACAUCAGCGGAGACACAUCUCAAAUGUUUAAGAGAGUGUUGGUCUCUCUGUCAACUGGGAACCGGGAUGAAAGCAACAGCGUGUCAAUGGAUCAGGUCAAAGACGAUGCCAAGACGCUGUACCAGGCCGGGGAGAAGCAGUGGGGAACCGACGAAGUCGCGUUUCUCUCUAUUCUUUGCACUAGAAACCCGGCCCACCUGAACCAGGUGUUUGACGAGUACAAGAAAAUAGCCAAGAAGGACAUCGAGAGCAGCAUCAAGUCCGAAAUGUCAGGCAGCCUCGAGGAUUCUUUGCUGGCCAUCGUUAAGUGCAUGAAAAGCCGUCCUGCUUACUUUGCUGAAAGGCUCUACACCUCCAUGAAGGGACUUGGAACUGAGGACAGCACUCUGAUCAGAGUGAUGGUGUCUCGCUGUGAGAUUGAUAUGCUGGACAUCUGCUCUGAGUUUAAGGCCAAGUACGGCAAAAGUUUGUACUCCUUCAUCAAAGGUGACUGCUCCGGUGAUUAUAAGAAGAUCCUGCUCCAGCUCUGCGGUGGAGAUUGCUGAAGGGGAUUUUUCCCGAAACCUCUUCCCGCACGUGACAGCUUUGCCGAGACCUGAUCUGCUCGCUCACUAAUGUUACAGUCGCGAUCUUCUAAUCACGUGUGAUGAUGGUGCUGUGUAGUUAGCCUGGCAUUAAGCCUGAUCCAUCCAUAACGUUUUUACGUUUACUGGAAUACAUGUCUGCGUGUGUUAUGUGCAUGAGUCGUGUGUGUGCAUGUGCAUCGUGUGUGUGUCGUGUUGUGUGUGUGUGUCUUGUGUGUGGGUCUUGUGUGUGAGUGUGUGUGUCGUGUGUGUGUUUUGUGUAUGUGUGUGUGUCGUGUGUGUGUGUGUGUGUUUUGUGUGAGUGUGUGUCUCGUGUGUGUGUGUGUUUUGUGUGAGUGUGUGUCUCGUGUGUGUGUGUGUUUUGUGUGUGUGCGUGUCUUGUGUGAGUGUGUGUCUCGUGUGUGUGCGUGUUUUGUGUGAGUGUGUGUCUCGUGUGUGUGUUUUGUGUGUGUGCGUGUCUUGUGUGAGUCAGAGUGAUUAUCCAUUCGUGAGCUGAAAUCCGCCGCUGUCUACCAUUAAAGAUCACUGAUUCG